Messenger RNA from Neltuma alba, 525 nucleotides. RefSeq names its product cytochrome P450 81E8-like. NCBI's taxonomy places the organism in Eukaryota, Viridiplantae, Streptophyta, Magnoliopsida, Fabales, Fabaceae. The transcript is spliced from 2 exons. The coding region runs from base 1 to 525 and encodes 174 amino acids. Gene Ontology annotation, molecular function: monooxygenase activity; iron ion binding; oxidoreductase activity, acting on paired donors, with incorporation or reduction of molecular oxygen. The record is from RefSeq and is a predicted model, not a curated record.
AUGGCCAAAUCAUUUCUCUAUGGUUUGGCUCUCGUCUGGUGGUGGUUGUGUCGUCGCCUCCUGCAGUCCAAGAAUGCUUCACACAAAAUGACAUCAUCCUGGCGAACCGGCCCCGCUUUCUCCUCGGUGAGCAUAUUGGCUAUAACCGCACCACCUUGGUGUUCGCUCCCUACGGCGCGACCACUGGCGAACCUCCGCCGCAUCACAGCCGUUGAGGUGCUCUCGAACCACCGUCUGAAUAAUUUCUUGGAAAUCCGAAGAGACGGGAUGAAGCGGCUCGUUCAAAAGCUUGCUCAAGACUCAUGCAACGAGUUUGUGAAAGUGGAGAUGAAGCCAAGGCUUUCAGAGAUGACGUACAACACCAUGAUGAAAAUGAUUUCAGGUAAGAGGCUCAAGAGUUUGGCCAAGAGAAGUGAUGGGUUCUUGCAAGGAGUCAUUGAUGAGCAUCGAAAUUCAAGGCAGAAAGCAAAUACUAUAAGUUCUAAACUACAAAUCAUUAUAUCAGCUGUAAAAGCCAUCGUAUAA